This is a messenger RNA of Drosophila hydei, 2707 nucleotides long. It is a transcript of the gene Dtg, whose product is annotated as probable serine/threonine-protein kinase kinX. The record is from RefSeq and is a predicted model, not a curated record. Bases 217 to 2376 code for a protein of 719 amino acids. NCBI's taxonomy places the organism in Eukaryota, Metazoa, Arthropoda, Insecta, Diptera, Drosophilidae. The transcript is spliced from 3 exons.
AACGCGUUCGGUUCGCAGCGUGGCCUGAGUCGAAGUUGAAGAAAACGUGAAAGUGACAGCUGAAUAAAACGAGAAAAAGAACAAAAUCUUUCUCUUUCGCUCCCAGUCUGAUAUUAGUUCUAUAACGAGUGUGUGUGUGUCGGUCGGGCUUUGGGCCAGUUUUAUUCGGACGACGUUGCAACAAGAAACGACAGACUAAUCAAUCACCCAUUCAACAUGGCCAUUUCGGAGAGCCAUCCACUGGACAGCUGCAAAGCCGUUCCUGACAGAUGCUACAACAGGAACAGGCCACAUGCCCCCGCACAUGCGUCGUCGUCUCAGCUGCUCCUGCUGCUGCCGCUCUCGCUGCUCUUCAUGAUGCUGGCUGCGAUGCCCACUUCGUGCUUGGCACUGACUUCCGAGUCAACAACCCUGCCGUCUGUUGACAUUGAUGAAGUCACCACGGCAAACUCACCACUGCAGCUGACGAACUUAGCCAAUGUUGAUCUAAAUCCGACAGUUGUUGCCGCUAUCAACGAGUCGAGCACUCGGCUCGAGGCCGACGAAACCGAUGCCGCUGCGGUUUCUGCUGGUGACGAAGGCCUGGAGCAGAGCAUACGAAACGCGGUGAAGAGUGAAGUGGAGUCGGAAAUCGAAGCAGACUCCUCUGUUCUGGUGGAAACAUUACAGGUUAACAAUGAAGAAAUUCAAUCACAAACAUCAAGCAACAAUAAUGAGCAAACAGAAGCAGCUCAAGGUGUACGCGAGCCCAAAACUCUAGCUGCUGAUGCCAACGAUAAGCCUAAAGAGGUCGAAGUAGUAAAGCAUACUGAAAACGUGGAGCAACCCGCAAAGGAAGAGAUAGCUUCAGAGGCUGAGCAAGCUAAGGAUGAGGAAAAUGUUGAGACAGAAAAUGAACAGGAACAGAAUGGGCAAGCUUUGACAGAAAAACAAGCUGAACUAGUUCAUAAGGCAAGCGAUUCACAGACGGAAAUUGAGAGCGAUUUGGUGGAAUCAGAGAGCAGGCCGCUGCCCAGUGUAACCAGCGAUUUGGUGGCCGUCAUAUUUGAUGAGAAUCGUGCGAUUACCGAACAGCCCAUAACGAAAACCAAUUUGUUAGCCUUCGAAAAGGAACACGAAUUACUCCACAAGGUGGUGACCACACCGCAGUCCAACAUUGAAGUGCCCAAGCAUCAGGUGACCAAAAAACAAGGUGUUGAAGACUUGCUGCCCAUCGAGGUUCCCAAGGUGAAUUCAGAAGACCAAGAGGAGCCACAGGCAGUACAGUCAGAAGAUAAAGAUCAGCACAAUCUGGAGAAUGUUGUGGAUAGUACUUCUGAAACAUCAGCUCAACCAGUUGAAGCAGUUCAGUCCGUUGAACUAGUUCAAUCUGUUCAGUCAGUUCAACCAGUGCAAUCUGUUCAAUCAGUUCAACCAGUUCAGUCAGUUGAAGCAGCUCAGUCUGUUGAGCCAGUUCAGCCAGUUGAACCAGUUCAGCCAGUUGAACCAGUUCAGCCAGUUGAACCAGUUCAGGCAGUUGAACCAGUUCAAUCAGUUGAUCAGAAGGAAAUUGAAAGUGAAGAAAAAGGAUCGAUCGUACAGCCUGCAGCUUCAAGCACUGUUGAACCCGAUCAUGUAUUGUCAACGGAGGCAGCAGUUGAGAAAUCAGUCGAAGAAUCAGUUCAGGAAUCAGUUGAAGAAUCGGUUGAAGAACCAGCUGAGGAAUCAGUUGAAGAUUCGGUCGAACCCAAGGAAUCUAACAAAGAUCAACCGGAUGCAACUGAUGUAAAACCAGAGCUUGUGCAACCUGUUGAGCCCAGCUCAACAAAUUCCGUGCAACCAAGUGAACCCAGCUCAACAGCUUCUCCAGUAGAGCCUAAAGCUGAAACAAUUGAUGAAUCUAUCGAAGAUGAGAGCAGAGAUGAGAGCAAUGCCGAUCAAAAUAAAUCGGGAACAGAGCGAGUCGCUGUCGAGCCAGUUGAAAAAGAUUCAUCCGAGGAAUCUGACGAGCUGUCGGAAGAAGAGCCCAAGGCCAAAGCAGAAGAUAGUACUGCAACGCCCCUCGUCUCUUAUCCACCGCACAAUGCAGGUCAAACAUUUGACAGCAAUUUGGCUGAUGAGCGCAGCGCUCAUCUCUCACUGGCAUCCACAAACCGCUCCACUUUAAUCAUUGCCCUUUGUUCUGGCACCGCCGUCUUAUUCAUUGUCAUCUCGUUGGUAAUAUUUGUGUUGUCGUUCCAACGUCAACAUGGCACACUGGACAUUGAAAUGCAAGAGCAGCGUUUAGGCAAGGAUGAUCUGGACCAGGAGGAUGCACAGAUGAAGCUACUCGAUGUAGAGCUAUCUCCACCAGUAAUAAUUGCCAUGGGCAAUGAGGAAACUGAUGAAUGCCUCUAAGUCUCCAACACAGACUGCUUGUGGUGCAUUGUAAAUAUUUUCAAAUUUGAAAUUUAGCUUUUUUUUUAUUAAAUUGAGCAGCACCCCAAAUUUGAGCCAGCUCCUUCAACUCGUUGCAACAUUUGGCGACAAACGCAUGAAACAAAACGAAAACAAAAAGAAAAGAAAAAAAUAAAUAAAUUGCCAUAUUGUUUAAUUAUAAUUUCAAACUAUUCAAUAAGCUUUUAUCUAUUCAAGACAAUACAAAAUUAUUUAUCUUUAGCACUUUGAUCUAGACUUAAGAACACUUUUAUUGCGACUCUGAUAAAAAGUCAGAAUAAAUAUUUUCGAU